Messenger RNA from Phytomonas sp. EM1, 1455 nucleotides. NCBI's taxonomy places the organism in Eukaryota, Euglenozoa, Kinetoplastea, Trypanosomatida, Trypanosomatidae. The record is from the annotation of a GenBank genome assembly.
AUGAGUUACAUCGCUUCGGGAGGUAUUACAAAUGGACUCCUCCGCCUCGCAGCGGCCGCCGAUGACCUUUUCUAUAUUGUCCUAGCUGUUGUCGUCGUCGCGACGGUGGGUGUGGCGAUUGCUCUCUCACAGAGAGUGUACCGCUCGAUGUUGCGCACGCGCGCGAUGCGGUAUUACACCGAAAAUGAGGAGCUUUCAAGGGGCGAUCGAAUCUACCUUGGUGCCAUUGAUGCAGAAGAGUCCGUCGAGAAGAUCCUUCGAGAGGCGGGGUGGAAGUAUAUUUACCUUCGGCGCCGCGUGCCCGUCUCGCGCGUCGGUCACAAUCGUGAGAUUGACGUGAUCGCGGUCGGGAAGGUGAUUCUUGUCGUGGAGGUGAAACAUUGGCAAGGCUACGUGUGGAGCAACGGCCCCCGUUGGUUCCAAAUGCCCAGCAGAAUGAAGCAAACAUUGGAGUUUGAGGAUGUCAUGGAGGAUAACAGAGUCAAGGCAGCGGCUCUGCGACGGUACAUUGAGAACACACGUCGUAUCCCACUUCCAGAUUUACCCUUUCUUUGUGGGAAAGAUCAGGGGAUUGAAAAGAACAGUGGUCAAUCCUACCGUGGUGUUGGUUCUAAUGCCCCACGCGACAAAGGAAGUGAAAUGGAGGCGGAUAAUUCUCCUGAAGAUGCGCCUUUAAGUGGUAACAAGCACACGGGCACCUGGUAUACGGACAAAUCGCUUCAUAAGCAGUGUGGGCUGUGUGUGCUACCGAUUGUCGUGUUUACCAACCCCCGCGUGAAGCUCGACCCUGCUACGGUGAAGGCUAAGAAGUACGUAUUUACGCUCAGCGACUUUCGCACGUUCGCCUGUGAGGCAUUGAAGGGUAACAUCUCUCUGGAGGCUCCCAACGAAGUCGUCUCGUCGCGUGGGAAGUGGCACUUUCUCUUGCCAUCCUUUCUGCGCCGCUCGCCAUCCGCUUUCCACGUUCCGUGUGAAGCUGCUCUGGAUCGCGACCUGCAGCAACAAAUCGGAGAGGCUGUUGACAUCAUGCGUACAUGGGAUUUGGUUCGACUUCACAAUGGCCGACUCAUCGUGGGCGACGUUCAGAAAGUCGAUGCGCCUAGUGCGCACUGCAUGUAUGAGCGAAAACACCUCCUAGAAAUCAAUUUCCAUUGGAACUGCGGUACGCUGGGGCUUUUAAAAGCGUUUCUGUCGAACCGUGGAGGAAUGGUGGAGCUUGUUCUCACGAUUGCCAAGCGCUUAGCAGUAAAAAAGAAAGAGGAAAAGCCCCGUGACGCCAAGGGAAAUAUUGUCUUCCCCAUUAUCCCGAAGAGCAGGAAAUUAACUCUAAAUGAUCGUCUAACUAUUAAGGUACCUGGCUCGCUCAAAUUGAUAACCAUACUCUUAGCGGACAUCAAAGAGGUGCAUCUCAGUCGUCAUCUUUACGAAUUAGAAAACGACAUCGCGAAGAGAUAA